Messenger RNA from Lactuca virosa, 320 nucleotides. NCBI's taxonomy places the organism in Eukaryota, Viridiplantae, Streptophyta, Magnoliopsida, Asterales, Asteraceae. The record is from the annotation of a GenBank genome assembly.
AUGGAUUUUUCGUUUUGUAUCCAAAACGAGAUCCGAUUCCACAUAAGAAAUUCUCAGAUAGAGAUGAUUCUUGGGAUAAAAAAGAAAACUCUGAAUGUGCACAAAUACUGGGGUUGUGAUGCCAAUGGUGACAAUUCAUGUAUAAGGCUGACGGAUUCACCUCUAGAAGCCAAUGCAAAAAUCCAAUCCAACUUAGAUCACAAUUCACCAACAAGGAAUCGAGAAUGAGAAGACUACUUCAUUGCAUUGCAUUGUAUUCCGUGACAUGAGUUCAAACUCUUUUUACUUCUUCUAUCUGUUAUAACUUGAAGUGUGUGCAU